UGAAUCUGAUGUCUGCCAACGCAAUCCCACAAGGCUUCAAAGCUCUUCCUCUAUCAAUCACACAGUUAUCUCUAGCUGCGGUACUGAAAUGUGGACAAUCGUUCCGCUGGUCGGCUUUCCCUUUGGUUUCUUCUUCUGAACACGCUGAGGCGCUAGCGGGGUCAAUUGUUAGUGGUGUUAAUGACCCGACGCACGAAUAUCGAUUUUGUUUGAAAGAUCGUGUUGUGUGUAUGAGACAGUCGGAGGAGGUUUUGUUUUAUCGGGCUGUAUUCGCUCCUCUCUCUCCCCCUUCUCAUGCCUUGGAACAUUCUUCUAUCAGUACAAGCUCUUCUGGCUUAGGAAGAACAGACACGAAGAAAGACCCGGGCUCGGACUCGGAAACACUCGCGUUUAUCCAAGAUUACUUCCAGCUAGACAUGGACUUACUAAAGCUAUACGACGAAUGGAGCGCAAGCGACCCUAUUUUCCGGAAUCUAAAAGGAAGGUUUUCAGGAAUUAGGAUGUUAAGACAGGAUCCUUGGGAGUGUCUUAUUUCGUUUAUAUGUUCGUCGAAUAAUAAUAUCUCGAGGAUAUCGAAGAUGGUGCAGAACCUCUGCACGCAUUUCUCUCCUCCUUUGGUUACUCUCGACGACCCCACCGUACCUUUAAAUCCAACCACAAGCACUCCCAUCCCCACCUCAAAUGCGAAUGUAACAUACCACCCCUUCCCACCACCCUCCUCCCUCGCCCACCCCACCGUCUCCACGAAACUACGCACACUAGGCUUCGGCUACCGCGCCGACUUCAUCCAAAAAACAGCCUCAAUGCUCCUCAAAACACACGGUUCCGACCAAGGUGUCUUUAACUUCCUCGAAGGGUUGAGGAAGGUAGGAACGAACGAAGCGAGAGAGGAGUUGAUGAAACUUAUGGGCGUUGGAAGGAAAGUGGCUGAUUGUAUUUUGUUGAUGAGUUUGGAUAAGAGAGAAGUCAUACCAGUCGACACACACGUCCACCAAAUCGCUCUCAAGCACUACGGUAUGCGUUCUUCAGGCGUGAAAACAGCUAUGACGCCCAAGUUAUACGACGAAGUCAACGCACGACUAGCUAAGAUCUGGGGGAACUACGCUGGGUGGGCACAUUCGAUCUUAUUCACAGCAGACUUGAAGUCAUUCUCAACAUACGGUCUCCCAACACCAAGUCCAACACCCUCACCAUCCGUAUCUCCUACAAAAUCCUCAAAACCUUCUCGCAAACCACAAAUACAAAUUGCAACACAAACCGCGGACUCGAGAUCUCCUUCCUUAACGAGAGGGAAUCGAAAACGGACUCAAGUCGACUUGAACGCUGCAUCAUCUUUGUCUUCAUCGUUAUUAUCAUCAUCACCGAUAGCUUCGACAAUCGUGAAAACCGAAGUUGAAGCUGUUUCCCUGAAAGAGGAAGUAUCCGCUUCAGAUGGUAGCCUUGCAGAUCGGGUGAAACGUCGGAGACGAAUUGCAGUUUCGAAUGAGGUGACGAAGGAGUGGUAG
This is a messenger RNA of Fomitiporia mediterranea MF3/22, 1505 nucleotides long. Its product is annotated as DNA glycosylase. The transcript is spliced from 4 exons. Gene Ontology annotation, biological process: nucleotide-excision repair; base-excision repair, AP site formation; base-excision repair. NCBI's taxonomy places the organism in Eukaryota, Fungi, Basidiomycota, Agaricomycetes, Hymenochaetales, Hymenochaetaceae. Bases 9 to 1505 code for a protein of 498 amino acids. The record is from RefSeq and is a predicted model, not a curated record. Gene Ontology annotation, cellular component: nucleus. Gene Ontology annotation, molecular function: 8-oxo-7,8-dihydroguanine DNA N-glycosylase activity; damaged DNA binding.